CUCCUCCUCCUCCUCCUCCCGGCCCGGUCAGGCGGCAGGCAGGCCGGGGAUCUGCCGUGGAAGGGAGGUGUUACCCGCCGAGGCGGAGGAGUUAAAGGGCCCCUGAGAAGGGAGGUCAAAUGUCGCCGUGAGGCGCUGAGGAGAACCGGGUGUUCUUCGUAGAGCCAGGAAAGGACCUGCCGGUGCCGGUGCUGAGCUUUCCUGCCGGGUGGUGUAUCAGCCCGGCGGCUCUCGGUUCUCCUUUACCGGUGCUGGGUCGCUCGGUUCAGGGAAGGGCCGGGCCGGUGACCGGGUUUCCCUCAGGACGUGGGGGAGAAGCUGCCUGAGGCUCCAGAAAGAUGCAGUUCUUUGGUCGGCUGGUGAAUACUAUCAACAGUGUCACCCAAAUAUUCACAAACCCUUACCGGGUGAAGGAGGUGCCGGCUGCGGAGUAUGCCGCUCACACCUGCCUGAGGGAGGAAGGCAGGGUGGCCCUGUAUAAGAACAACCUUGCUCGCUCGUGGGAUUGCCUGCUGGUGAAUCCCCAGAACCCACAGGUCGCUUUCCGGCUCUUCCAGCUCGACAAUGAAGCAGAUGCCCUGGUGCGUUUUGAGCAGUACGCCGGGCAGCUGCGCCCUUUCUACGAGAGUGCACGCCAGCCCUUGUUGCUGGAGGAUCUCCAGCAACUCAGUGACUGCUUCCGCAACCACCCCAGCUGGUCCUCGGCACACGUCGCGGUGGAGAUUGGCCAUCGUGAGAGCUUCCGGCACAACCACGUUCUAAGCUGUGUGAACAGCACGGACAGCGAGGAUGGCUGCACCCCGCUGCACCUGGCGUGCCGCAAGGGAGACAUGGAGUGUCUGCUGGAGCUGCUGGACUGCCACGCGCGGGUGGACAUUACAGACAGGAACGGGGAGACCGUUUUCCACUAUGCUGUGCGAGGGAACAGCCCCCAGAUCAUCGAGCUCCUGGGCAGAACCCCAACUGCUGGCUUGGACCACCUGAGCCAUGAAGGGCUGACUGCUCUGCAUCUCGCUUGUCAGCUGGGCAAAGAGGACAUGGUUCGGUCUCUGCUGAAAUGCCAUGCCAGCUGCGGUGCCAUGGGGACGAUGGGCUACCCCAUCCACACAGCACUGAAGUUCUCCCAGAAGGGGUGUGCCCAGGCCAUCCUCGAGGUGGAUGCCAGCCAGGUUCACUCCAAGGACCCACGCUAUGAAGCCACUCCGCUGCACUGGGCAAAGAAGGCAGAGAUGACACAGCUGCUGCUUGAGUACGGCUCCGCGGUGAAUUUGACCAGCCGGACAGCUGACAUGGCUCUGCACAUUGCAGUCAAGAGGGGACGCUUUGACUGCGCCAUGGUACUGCUGACACACGGGGCCCACACCAAUGCCAGGGGUCAGGAUGGCAACACACCACUGCACCUGGCCAUGAAGCAUGACCACCUGGAUAUGAUCAAAGCAAUCAUCGUGUUUGGAGGAGAUGUCGAGAUCCCCAAUGAUUUUGGGGAGACACCAGGGCUGUUAGCUGCCAGGAGCAGCAAAGGUGCGAACCGGAAAGUGCUCUUAGACCUGCUGCAAACUGUAGGGACCGAACGCUGCCACCCACCCAACCCUGACUCCCCAAGCCUGGCACCAUCUGCCGCCUCCUUCUUCCUGGAAGGCCAACCUUCCUCACGGAGCAGCUUCAACAGCUUAGGGUACAAGGACCUUCUGUAUGUUUCCACAACACUUGGACAGUUGUUGAAGGCACCAGAUGUUGUGGACUCACCCAGUGAGGGUAGAAGAAAUCACGACCGCCUCCUGUGCCUGGAUGGAGGGGGCAUCCGUGGCCUGGUGCUCAUCCAACUCCUCCUGGCUAUCGAAAAGGCUGCGGGCCGUCCCAUUCGUGAGAUUUUUGACUGGAUUGCGGGGACCAGCACUGGCGGGAUCUUGGCCUUGGCUAUUGUACACGGAAAGUCCAUGGACUACAUGCGCUGCCUGUACUUCCGCAUGAAGGACAUGGUGUUCCGGGGGUCUCGGCCCUACGAGUCGGAGCCCCUGGAUGAGUUCUUGAAGAAGGAAUUUGGGGAAAACACCAAAAUGACAGAUGUCCAAAAACCCAAGGUUAUGGUGACAGGGACGUUGUGCGACCGGCAGCCAGCUGAGCUCCACCUUUUCCGGAAUUACCCCGUACCAGAGACAAAAACCUCCACUGAAUACAAGACAAGCGCAUCUUUCAAACCACUCACUCAGCCAGAAGACCAACUUGUAUGGCGUGCUGCCCGCUGCAGUGGCGCGGCUCCCACUUAUUUCCGGCCGAUAGGCCGCUUUCUGGAUGGUGGGCUGCUAGCCAACAACCCGACUCUCGAUGCCAUGACGGAGAUCCAUGAGUACAACAAGACGCUGAUCAAGAAGGGUCAGAGGCAGCAAGUAAGAAAAUUGGGAUUGGUGGUCUCCCUGGGGACAGGGAAGCCUCCACAGGUCCCAGUGAGCUCUGUGGAUGUUUUCCGCCCCUCCAACCCUUGGGAGCUGGCGAAGACCGUCUUUGGGGCCAGGGAGCUCGGGAAGAUGGUAGUGGAUUGUUGCACUGACGCAGAUGGCCCAGCUGUGGAUCGUGCCAGGGCCUGGUGCGAGAUGACGGAUGUCCCAUAUUUCCGGCUUAGCCCUCAGCUGCACACGGAGGUGAUGUUGGAUGAGGUGAACGACACCGUGCUGGUGAACGCUCUCUGGGACACCCAGCUUUACAUCUACCAGCAGCGGGAGCAGUUUGAGCAGCUGGUGCGACAUCUCUGCCGAUGACUGAUCUGGAGGUUCCUGUUCUGCAUCCCAAUGGCAAGGAGCAGCAGACACUGAAAUGGCUUGGAUUUGCCUUUAAACCGAGGUGUUGAGGU
Haliaeetus leucocephalus (bald eagle) is the source of this 2848-nucleotide messenger RNA. It is a transcript of the gene PLA2G6, whose product is annotated as phospholipase A2, group VI (cytosolic, calcium-independent). Gene Ontology annotation, cellular component: mitochondrion. The record is from RefSeq and is a predicted model, not a curated record. Gene Ontology annotation, biological process: positive regulation of ceramide biosynthetic process; cardiolipin acyl-chain remodeling. NCBI's taxonomy places the organism in Eukaryota, Metazoa, Chordata, Aves, Accipitriformes, Accipitridae. Gene Ontology annotation, molecular function: protein binding. Bases 339 to 2756 code for a protein of 805 amino acids. The transcript has 16 exons.